AUGUUGCAUAUCUGGACCGUGUCGGGGGAAGAGGUGGUUAUUGAAAAGGAAGGCUUGGGCGAUGUACGGACCGUGAAGCAACAUUUGCGAAGCAUCUUUGCCCUGUCGCGGUUCAGACUGAGACUUCUACACGAUGGUCGUGAUUUACAUGAUGAUUGUGCGGACUUGCCGGACGGUUUGCAGAUGGUCGUGCUGCCGUUUUCCGAAGCUUCGGAUGAGCAGGCGCUCGAGCUCAUCAGCGCCGCUGGUGAUGGCAACGUUGCAUCUGUUGAGGAGAUUCUGAGGCGCCCACAAGACCCGAACAGGGUAGUCGCUGAUCUCCGCGGUUAUCCAUUUGGAAGGCCAGAUUAUUACAGCCAAACAGCUCUCGCAGCAGCAUCAGAUGAGGGCUACGUUGAAGUUGUGCGUAUGCUGUUGGAGGCUUCUGCCAACCCAGAUGGCUAUGGAGUCGGCAGGGGCUACGAGGGUCCAAGUCUUGUUUUAGCUGCCGGCAGCGGCCAUAUUGAAGUUGUCAGCCUUUUGGUGGAAGCCGGUGCUCUGACUGAGGUAGUCUCCGGCUUUUGGGGGACAGCUGUAACCCCCCUUCUUGCGGCCAUCCAAGGACAUAGUGAGGCGCAGGGCCCAGGUGCAAACAGCAUGGGGAUUGUGCAGAUAUUGCUGGAGGCAGCUGCCGACCCAGCGUCCAUCAUACCUGCCCAAGUUCCUCAAAACCCUGAUUGUGUGGAGCAUGAUGCCCGGCCUCUGGUGGCAGCAUCUCAAGGUGGACACCUUGAAGUUGCGCGCCUCUUGCUGGAAAGCGGCUUCGCUGGUGAUGCCUCACCAGCUCGCGGAGCUGCGCACGCAGAACAAGAUCAGCGGAUGCAUCUUGCUCCAGCCCUUGUCGCUGCAUCCUCGAGAGGCCAUGCGGAAAUGGUAAGAUUGCUCGUGCAGGCCAUGGGGUCUACGCUUGACGACUGCCGUCAUGCAAUGCCCAAGGAGAGAACCAGACUUCCUUGCACGACGCUUCUUUUUUGGGCAUCGAGGUUUGGGCACGUGGGCAUUGUGACUUUGCUGUUAGGUGCUCGUGCUGAUCAAGACACAGUUUUUGGAGAUGAUGGCCUGACCGCUCUUUCGGUAGCCGCUGGCGACGGGCACGUUGAGAUUGUGCGUCUGCUGCUAGGACAGUCAAGGCCGUGA
Messenger RNA from Symbiodinium sp. CCMP2456, 1176 nucleotides. NCBI's taxonomy places the organism in Eukaryota, Dinophyceae, Suessiales, Symbiodiniaceae. The record is from the annotation of a GenBank genome assembly.